GAUUAAUCCUGCGAGAUGACGCGGCGGAAUCCCAGUCCUCCCUCUCCUUCUCUCUCUCAUUUUUCUCCGUCGUCGCUCAAAGUCUCUGCAACGAACGAUUCUCUCUCAUCUUCGCUCAGCAUGGCUAACAGGCACACUAUUAUACUGAUGCAAACUUCUCAGAACAGAGCAACUAGAACAUUUAUGGAUUACGACUCAAUAAGUCAAGCCAUGGAUGGUAUAUGUGGACUAUAUGAGAGGAAGCUUAAGGACCUAAAUCCAGCCAACCAAAACAUCACUUAUGACAUUGCAGAUCUCUAUAAUUUCAUUGAUGGCCUGGCGGAUAUGAGUGCACUAGUUUAUGAACAUUCAAUUCAGGCAUACCUGCCAUAUGAUCGACAGUGGAUUAAACAGCGGACGCUUCAACACCUCAGGAGAAUGGCACAUUAAUAAUAUGCUGCUGACCCGUUUCUCUAGUUAUUUUCCCAGGUAUCAUCCCUAAGAAAAAAUUGUAUGAAGAACAGAAUUAAGAGUAUUAUUUGGGCUUCCUUGUUGGUGCCGAGGCUAUCAAAUGUAAAAAUUAUACUCACUGCAGGAUGUAUUUUUUUAGAAUGGGGGGUGGCUUUCUGCUGGAGUAUUCACAUUAAGACCUGACCAACUAAUUGUGGCUUGUGUAGUUGCCCUUUUUGGGAAGCUUAAGCUUGAGACUUGAUAUGGAACACUAUGUACCUUAAGUAAAAACUUCAUGGCAUGGUUGUUGUCGAAUGGUUGUGAGCUU
Molecule: messenger RNA, 757 nt
Organism: Vitis riparia (riverbank grape)
Lineage: Eukaryota; Viridiplantae; Streptophyta; Magnoliopsida; Vitales; Vitaceae
Product: enhancer of rudimentary homolog
Exons: 4
Coding region: 16-429 (137 amino acids)
Source: RefSeq, a predicted model, not a curated record